Messenger RNA from Betta splendens (Siamese fighting fish), 4023 nucleotides. RefSeq names its product extracellular calcium-sensing receptor-like. NCBI's taxonomy places the organism in Eukaryota, Metazoa, Chordata, Actinopteri, Anabantiformes, Osphronemidae. The transcript has a single exon. The record is from RefSeq and is a predicted model, not a curated record. Bases 317 to 1072 code for a protein of 251 amino acids. Gene Ontology annotation, biological process: G protein-coupled receptor signaling pathway. Gene Ontology annotation, cellular component: membrane. Gene Ontology annotation, molecular function: G protein-coupled receptor activity.
CAAUAUUUUUUGCUUCUUACUUGGCACUCCAGCGUCUUGAAAUUCUCUUUUUUACUUUUAAAGAUGCUUCUUUCUUCUUAAAGAAAUAUGUUGCAAUAUUUUUAAUUCUAUAUGAUUGUCAUACAAUUAUUUCAUGUAUUACAGUAUAGAAGAUGGCACAAUUAAUUAAAUAGAAAAUGCAAAUUCAUAAAAAAUCAACCCAAUAUACUUUUUGUCAGAUUCCAUCAGCUGUAUUCAAUGUUCACCUGAAUUCUGGUCAAAUGGCAGAAGAGAUGUGUGUGUAAAGAAGGAGGCAGAGUUUUUAUCCUAUGAAGAAAUGAUGGGAGCACUGCUCACUGCAGCAUCUUUAUGUGGAACAAGCAUGACUGCUGUUGUAGCCUUAAUUUUCUUCACAUACAGGAAAACUCCUAUUGUCAGGGCCAACAACUCUGAGCUGAGCUUCCUGUUGCUCCUCUCCUUGACUCUGUGCUUCCUGUGUUCUCUGACCUUCAUGGGUCGACCCUCUGAGUGGUCCUGCAUGCUGAGACACACAGCAUUUGGCAUCACCUUUGUCCUCUGUAUGUCUUGUGUUCUGGGCAAAACUGUGGUGGUGUUAAUGGCCUUCAGAGCUUCACUUCCAGGCAGUAAUGUGAUGAAAUGGUUUGGACCAACACAACAGAGACUCAGUGUUCUGAUCUUUACUCUCAUACAGGUUGUAAUAUGUGUAUUGUGGUUAGCGAUUUCUCCUCCUUUUCCAUUCAAGAACUUGAAGGUAGUCAAAGACAGAAUCAUCUUAGAAUGUGCUCUGGGCUCAGCUGUAGGAUUCUGGGCUGUACUGGGCUACAUAGGUUUUUUGGCUGUGUUCUGUUUUAUUCUUGCUUUUCUGGCUCGGAAACUGCCUGAUAACUUUAAUGAGGCCAAGUUCAUCACCUUCAGCAUGUUGAUAUUCUGUGCAGUGUGGAUAACUUUUAUUCCAGCUUAUGUCAGCUCUCCUGGGAAGUUCGGUGUUGCUGUAGAGAUAUUUGCUAUUCUGGCCUCUAGUUUUGGACUGUUAAUAUGUAUUUUUUUCCAAAAUGUUAUAUUAUUUUAUUGAGACCAGAGAAGAACACAAAGAAGAAUAUGAUGGUGAGAGGGUCACAAAAUAUAUUCUGAAAUGUUUACCAUUCAUAAAACAUGGGACAUUUUAGUGCUAUUUACAAAUAAAAGCACAAGAUUAUAACAUAUAUCUGUAUAACGUUUGAAUAUGUAAUUACCUAAUAAAGUUGACACUGUCCUACACAACUUGAUCAGUUUAACUUUGUCAAUGUCAGUCUAUAAAAAAACUCCAGUUUUCUUUAACAUGUAGACAAUUUAUUAAAACUGUGCAAUCAUACUUUACCAUAAAAAUGCCUGUUAUAAAUAUUAUUAUUAUUAUUAUAUUACGAUUAUUUACUGAUUAUUUACCAGCUUUGCCCAUCCAUCCAUUUUCUACCGCUUAUUCCCAUGCGGGUGGAGCUAGAGCCUAGCCCAGCUGUCUUUGGGCGAUAGGCGGGGUGCACCCUGGACAGGUCGCCAGUCCAUCGCAGGGCAACACACAGACCGACAACCAUUCACACAUACACUCACACCUAUGGCAAUUCAGAGUGAUCAGUCAACCUAAUGCAUGUCUUUGGACCGUGGGAGGAAGCCGGAGACUCAUAGGGAAGCCACAAGAACACGGGGAGAAAAUGCACUUCCACACAGAAAGGCAACCGGUCCGUCCUGGGAAUCAAACCCAGGCCCUUCCUUCUGAGGCGACAGUGCUACCCACUGCACCACUGUGCCGCCCAGCUUUGCCUAAUUAACUAAUUUUGGUUUUGGUGCAAAUUUUACCCAGCAGGCAUUUCAACAUUGAGGCAACAUUAUAAUUAUGGUGAAUAACCAUUGCAUUAUAUUUAGAUUUUAAAAGGUGAAUCAACAUUGAUGGGGCAACAUUAUUUCAAUGUUUAUUUAUGGUUAAUUAUCAAUGUUCUGUUCACAUUAAUUUACGGUCAUUUAUCAACGUUACGUGUACGUUGAUUUAUGAUCAAUUAUCGACGUUACGUUUAUGCUGAUUUAUGUUUUUUUUUUAUGAACGAUGCAUUCAUGUUGAAUUAACUGUGGAUUUUGAAACAUGAAAAAUGUUUAAAUUGCAGAACAUGUUAAAAUGUGGCUGUUACUUAACGUGGCUGUUACUAAACAGUAAUUGGCUAUUAGUCAAACUGUAAGUAAGAAAGCACCAAAUUAGCACUAGGACGCCCAGCAUUUUUCUUUCCUUGUAGUACUACCAAAAGGGAUGUCAAGAGACUAACAUACUUACCUAACAUCCUAAAUGAGCGGCUUCUAUUGUUCAUAAACGGGGCUGCUACCCCCAUGGCAAGGGGGUGUCCACGUUGAGCCACUUCAACAAAACUGUGCUGUGGUCAUCCUAACUGCCUCUUAUGGAGACAUGAAAACACAGUACCAACAUUUCUUACUGUACUGUACAAUCUUACUGUUGUAUCAGGAUCAGACAGGCACAGCUGCAUGCUCAGUUAGUUCAGGUAGCUCAAUUUGCUACCUGAGGUAAGCAGUUCAAUCCCCCGCAUUGGGUUUUAUGCAGGGCCAGGUGUGGGAGGUGGUUGCCAAGGCAAUUGAAUUAGUGCUGUUUGUUAAUCUGAUAAACCAGGGACUUUUUUACUUUUAUGUCAGUGAAACAAACCACAGUAAAACAUACAAUCAUUUUACAGAUAAAGUCAGUACUAGUGAUGGCUAGUGAUGAUUUAUCACGAAAUGGAAGCAUUGCCUCAUUACUUUUCCACCACAGCAAAGGGUCCUCACUCCUUGGGAUUACUUUCUCCUCCAUGAAUCCGUGCAUCUCAAUAUAUGCGUCUGUCUUUGCCCUGCGAUUUCCCUGGGAAGCCAUCACACGCCUAUCAUACUUCUCCCAUAACCCUGUCUUUGAUACUGAACAGGCCCCACUUUUACCUUCAGUGUUUGAGGUGGGUGAUCUAACUGACAAGGCAGUUUCCAGGGAGGCAGUGGCAGUUGUUGGAGAAACAGGGGAGUCACUGUUCAUCACAACUGCCCAGCAUUUGCAUCUCACUGAUGAGCCUUGAUUGGAUCAUUUCAACAUUUCCAGUAUUUCUAAAGGCAAUGCUUUUGAACCUUGUGUCUAUAAACGUGCUGGCUGCAAGAGUAAGGUGGUGCUCAGUGUAAUGCAAAAACUGCAUUGCAAGCAGUGACGCCAGGGUGUUCCCCUUCUGCCCAGCGGAUGUAGUUGCUUUUUGGAGGAGACAGACCAGAGGGAUGACUUUUGAAAUAGUUACAUACUGUUCAGCUGAAACUUUUAUUUUUUUGGCCUCUUCAAAGGGCUUGAGGGCUUCAAUGGCUUGGCUGAUCUGUGACCAUUCUUCCUGGGUCAAGCACAAUGCGUUUUUCCCCACAAGACAAAGCACGGUUACAACUGUCUGUUGUUGUUCAUACAGUCUCUCCAGCACAUAAAGUGCCAAAUUCCACCUUGUCUACACUACUUGAACUAGUCUGUUUUCGGGCAACUGCAGCUGGCUUUGCAAUUGUUUAAGCUUGUCAGAUGCUUUUUUGCUAUGGUGGAAGAACUUAACAAUCAUACCAACUAGGAUAGAGUCCAGAACUGUGUCAGCCUUAAUGGCACACAUUUUUCUCACAACUAAGACCAUAUUGGCUCCAUUGUCUGUAAUAACAGCAUACAUUUUGUUGGCAAUGCCACAGUCAUCAGAUAUCUUUGUGAGAAAUUCAUAUAUAUUGUCCACUGUGUGCUGUACAUCUACAUAAAUUGUCUCCAGAUUGCAAGCCUGCAUCUGCCAGUUUUGAUCAAUGAAAUAUCCUGACACAGUUAAAUAUGCUUCUGUUGUUCUUGAUGUCCACAUAAAGGUGGUGAAAAGCACACUCUUGGCAAAGUCUAUGGAGUCUUUCAGGGCUGUUCUGACUUGUUCAUACAACUUGGGGAUUUGACCCACCGUCAACGUUUACCUACCAGGGAUGUGGUAUCUGGGAUCAGACACCUUCACAAAUUGAUGAAAACCAGCA